AUGAAGUUAAUAUACAUGCUUAGCCAUACUACACUGAAACAAAUGUAGAUAUCUAAAUUCAAAUAUAUAGAGAGAGAGCUUUUCAGUAGGUGCAUUCUUCAACGACAUUUCAAUUGUAGAUUUAAGAGAAAGUUCGAGUUUAAUCGGGCGGUCCUGCUCCGUUAUCUGAUGACUGGUGACAGAUUCACUGCAGCGGCAUCAAAACACAUGACAGAGCAUCAAGCGGAGCGUCCUGAUCAGCUGGUCGUUAUAUGGGAUCAUUAAAGGCUGAGGUUUUCUGUAGAGUGAAGAGAAUGCUGAUGACGAUGGUGAGAAGGAGGAGGAAGAUUUCUAGAUGCCGACACAGCAGUGGUCAAUCGUUCCAUCACUGAUUCUUGCACUGGAAGUGUAAACGUUUUUGACUGGCCAUUUCUCAGUCUCAGCAGUCGAACCUCAUGGACCACAGAGCUCAGAGAGACAAGAGCAGGGCCAGUUACUUUGGAAAUGUUAAGAACAAAUUGGGAUCAAAGCUGCCGGCUGGAAUUUCACAGCCUCCAGGCUUCAUUACUGCUCAACGUUCCAUUGGUGCUCAGGGUGCACUGGGGAAGAGUGUUGGGCAGGAGUGUGUCAAAGGACCUCACCAAAUCCGGAACCCCAAACUGAGACAGUACUAUCUAAAGGAGGCUGCGUUUCCUGCUAAAGAUCCAACAACGAAGACUUUGGAGUCAUGCAGAAACAAUGAACAUGGAUUAUCCAAGAACAAGGCUUCAACUUCUACGGAGACAGCUUCUGACCUGCGUUCUAGACGAGAGCACGGCCUCGAUCCUUCACUUGAUGUUGGUGUUGUGGGAACGGCGACUCUGGUGUCUCCUUCCACAGAUGCAGAAUAUGACAAGCUGACGGAUGUGGAGGCGGUUCCUUUACCUGAUGGAAAUGUAUGUCUAUUGGCUCUCCCAUCUGAAUGCUCUCAGGGGGAGGGGCCAGCUGGCUUGUCUUGCCUCAAACUAUUCUCUCGUUACAUCACAGACAGAAAGGGUGUGGUCUCUGGAAUAUUGCUGGUGACGUCCAAUAAGAUCUUCUUUGACCCUCAGAAGUCUCAACCACUUGUUCAGGAGAAUGGCUGUGAAGAAUAUGUAUUCUCCUGCUCUGUGGAUGAUCUUACCUCAGUGUCCUUCUACAAGGACAUCUCUCACAUUCACUUCAACAAGACAUACAGAUGUAACAGUUGUAAGCCAUCAAAGAGCAAAAAAGAGCACAAGAAAAACCAUCAGUCAGCAUUAGAGGCCGUUCUUGCUCCCAAGUCCUCUGUUUCACAUGAUACGACAGCAACUCCGGCUGCAAAUCCUAAGGAAGAGGAUGAGGAAGGUGGAGAGGCAGGGGACAUGUCCGAAACUGAGAGACAGCUGACUUUAGAGUCCGGGGGAAUGCUAACAGCAGCUGCUACUUUCUGUUGUGGAGGACCAGACAGCAUUCAGAGAGGAAACAAAGAAUGUGAACACACAGACAAAACAGCACAGCAAUCAUAUUUGGAAAGACAAUUGUUAGGUACUUGUGCUGUGAAAUCUAGUAGUGGUGUAAACAGAUCUCUGAUGUUUGUGAGAAUUCGACAGAAGCUUCAGCAUGCAAAGAAAAAGGCUUUCUCUAAACCUAAAAUCCUCUCCAGAGAUGCCUGGUUCACCAUGCAGCAGGAAAGGUCAGAUGAGCUUUAUGCUUACCUGAGCCAGCAUCGGCCAGACUUGUGCAUUCUGGAGGGAGGAGAAGAGGACGAAGCAGAUGAAGAGGAUUUUGUGCUUCUGGAUGAGGAGGAGCAGGAGGAAGAGGAGGGGUCUCCACGAGAAGGCCAGGCUGGGGAGGACUGGGAGAUGGUGUCAGCGGAGGAGAGUGCGCCGAAAGCUUCUGUCUCGACUGAACCAGAAGGUUUGAGUCACAUUCUGAACCAGAGUGUCAUCCUGGAUGCCCAACAAGUUAGAGAGAUCUCAAAAGAGCUGCCGCCUCGUACAAUCGGACACACGUGGCAGCUGUCCUACAGCACGGACAAACACGGGGCCAGUCUCAAGACUCUUUACAGGAAACUCAGCACCACUGACUCGCCUGUGCUGAUUCUAAUCAAGGACCACAACCAGCAGGUUUUUGGUAGCUUCAUCUCACAUCCGCUGCAUCCUAGUGAAGCAUUUUAUGGUACUGGAGAGACCUUCCUGUUCCUGUCUCAUCCACGCUUUAAGUGUUUCCGUUGGACUGGAGAAAACUCGUUUUUUAUCAAAGGCGAUUUGGACUCUUUUGCCAUUGGGGGAGGAAGUGGUCACUUUGGUUUGUGGGUGGAUGAGAGGUUGUUCUUGGGCAGAAGCAGCCCGUGUUUCACCUUUAAUAACUGCAGCCUGUCCGAGACCAACGACUUCACGAUUCUGGAGUUGGAAGCCUGGACAUUCGGCUGACGCAACAAGCAUUGAAAAUAAUCGAAAACAUCAUGAUUUAGUGGAAAUAUGGCCAUUAACAGAUAAACUAAUUCUCCAGUUUACUGACACCUGUAAAUCAAAGGAAAGAAACACUGCAAACUGUGAACGCUGAAUAAUCUGCCUGAAGGGAAGUCAAGGGAAUGAAAGCUCACCUAACAUCUUUACCAUCAUGAUGAAAAAAAAAAAAAAAUGUUUCGUCUUGUGAUUAAGAUGCAUUUGGGUCCAAUUCAUUAUUUGAAUGUGUGCACUUCAUCAUACAAGAAAUAAUAUCUUUAGGUGAAUUUUGGGACAGAGUGGAGGACUCGGUCCAAAUAACAUUAUCUGAGCGGUAUGUUUGUACUGGUGAGGUUGGUUGUGGAUCCUGCAUUGUUACUGCAGCUCUGGUUACAGCUUGAAUAUUAUUGUGAUGAACUUUUUUUUAAUCUGUGUUAAUUUAGGAUUCAACAAAAAUAAGCAACGCCCUGACUAAAUAGCACUGAUUAAAACCUUGUCCGCUGUUAAUAAGCAUAGCAUCAGCUAUAAACACUGGUUUAGGCAUUAGUUUAAACCCACAGCUGUACUUUUACACAUGGAAAAGUUCUCUCAUCACUCAAGCCAAAACAAAACCAAGACUGAAAUGACUGAGUUUUGGGUUGAAAACCACACACAUAAACAUCACACAAACCCCAGAGUUGCAUGUUUCAAGUCUUGAGAGGCUUUUGGUCUAACAGACCUUUCUUAGACAUCCACAAAAAGUCUUAAGUACUCAUGUGGAUGUGUUCCUAGCCUGUAGGAAAACCUUCUUUCUGUAAAUAACUCUUACAAUGGUAAUAACAUCAGUUCAAGUUAUCUGUACAAAAAAAAAAAAAAUACAAUAAAUUAUAGUCUGACAAAACAAUGCAAUAUUUAUACAUGUGAAAAUGCAGUCACUCAAUACUGAAAGUGUUCAUUAACUCAUUAAAACAUCAGAUUAACAACAACAACACUGUUUUAUUUAUAUAUAUAAAAACAAAAAUCACAAUGUUUUUAUUUGACGCCAGUAGAGAAUUGCAUUUACACAAAACUGCAGUUAUAGGGAUGUUAUUUCAUGCUCUACCAUUCAAAAGUUUGGGGUCAGUAAAAAUUGUAAUGUUUAUUCAGCAAGGACAUAUUAAAUUGAUCUUAAAUGACAGCAAAAA
Molecule: messenger RNA, 3589 nt
Organism: Onychostoma macrolepis
Lineage: Eukaryota; Metazoa; Chordata; Actinopteri; Cypriniformes; Cyprinidae
Product: oxidation resistance protein 1
Exons: 15
Coding region: 435-2411 (658 amino acids)
Biological process (GO): response to oxidative stress; regulation of transcription by RNA polymerase II
Cellular component (GO): nucleus
Source: RefSeq, a predicted model, not a curated record